Carassius auratus (goldfish) is the source of this 2303-nucleotide messenger RNA. RefSeq names its product endothelial cell-selective adhesion molecule-like. NCBI's taxonomy places the organism in Eukaryota, Metazoa, Chordata, Actinopteri, Cypriniformes, Cyprinidae. Gene Ontology annotation, biological process: homophilic cell-cell adhesion. The record is from RefSeq and is a predicted model, not a curated record. The transcript has 7 exons. Gene Ontology annotation, cellular component: adherens junction; plasma membrane. The annotation marks the transcript as partial. Gene Ontology annotation, molecular function: cell-cell adhesion mediator activity.
ACAUUUCUGUGCUCUAUCUCAGGUGACCUGGCCCAACUUCACCUGCCUCAGACAAAUGUAGAAGUAAUCCAAGGGAAGAGGGUAGUGCUGCAGGCUUCUUACACUGGUCCAGAGAUUCAGAAAAGUACAGUGAUCUGGAGCUAUGUGUCCAGCAGCACAGAAAUGAUCAUUUCAUAUGUCGGCGGAGUCUUAAGUUGUAGCAAUUCCCGGUUUGCAGGUCGAGUCGGUUUUAUUCAUAAUAUGACCAACAACAACCUGUCCCUGUACAUUAACAACGCCAGAGCAUCAGACUCGGGGAAGUACAUGUGCCAGGUCGUCAUUCCAGCAGGUCCAGCAGACACCAAAGAGAUCAUCCUUAAUGUUAAAGUCCCUCCUUCAGUGCCAGUUUGUCAAGUUAAAGGAAAGCCUGUUCUUAAAGGGAACAUCACUCUGGCUUGUAACUCUAAAGAUGGUAAACCGACACCAGGAUACAAGUGGACCAAAACCAGCCCCAGCUCAGAGAUCUUCUUCCCUCACAGCAAAAAUGAAACAGCAGGAACUUUAAAACUGAACAACCUGAGCAGUAAUAUGUCGGGGAAAUACAUGUGCACUGCAUCCAACUCUGCAGGAACGGAGACGUGCUACAUCAACCUGGAAGUCAUCAUAUCAACUAAUGCAGGGAUGAUCGCUGGUGUUACGGUUGGUUGUAUUUUGGCUCUCAUCCUAAUCAUUCUUUUCUUCGUCUUCAUGUGGACAAGACGGAAAGACACAGAGGAGGAUUUGGCCAAUGAUAUCAUUUUUUUUGUGUAUUACCGAGAGGAUGCUCAGGCUCCCAAACGCAUCUCAUGGGCCAAGAGUGGCACUGGAUCUUAUCAUCUCUAAAAACGGCACCCUGUCCUCCAUUCACACCGGCUCUUACCCACGAGACACUCAGAACCACCACCAUUACCCUCACUCUGACACGGCAUCCAUCCUCACGGCCACGGGGGGCAGCAUAAGCGGCUACCGCUCGCAGCCUCCAGCAGAUGCCACACUGGAGCGCACAUUGCCUGGCUACAACACCAACCCAACCCUGCCUCGUGGACCUUCGAGACCCCCCAGCACCAGUGGAGGCUCCCAGCACUCCUCAAUGGACAUCAAUUAAAAUGUGUCAUCAAGUUGCUAUAUUGGCCUUUAAAUGUUUUUUGGCAAAUAUUUAGAAACUGUUACUCUUAAAGAUGUGUGGCUUCUUUUUUUUUUCAAUUUAGAAGUGAAUUUGGUAGUAGCUUAAUUUAUAUUGUGUUUUUGUACCCCAUGAUGAUAUUUUAAAUCUAAUGUAUUGUAUUGAACAUGUAAACUAUAAUUAUAAAUAUUCCUUUACCUUACUGCAAAUAAGGUAUUUAUUUCUCAUUCAAGGUCUGUGGUCAUAAUUUCACAGCAAAUAUGUUUUUUUGGAACACCAGAUACAAAAACUAAUUAUUCCUGUUCAAUGAUAAUUGAUGUGAGGGAAAAUAGUUUUCCUUGUCAUUCCUAUCAGCAUUGUUCCAGAGUACUGCUAAUGCUACUACAGUUAGUGCUGACAAAAUUAUAACAAAACAAAUGGUUUCUUUAAAAAUAUGACAGGCAGACAGGCUGCAAAUGUAGGUCAUAAUAAGAGUAGAAGAUCAAGUUACCAAGGAAAGAAAUUUACCAGGGAAACAUGAACUCAAAAUGGAUUUAUUUUCUUAAUGAACGUCACUGGUUUUACUCAGAAAUGUGUCAUAUUACAGAAGCAAAAUGGGUUGCAAAUGGCAGUUGAUGGUCUCUUUAUAUGUAUACCAGACCAUAAAAUAAAUCUCAAUCUGUAAGUAUUCCAAAUCAUGUCGUAUUUUUUACCACCUUUUUCAAAAAUGCUUUAUUAACAACUGCUGUUUUUUUUAAAGUAUGUUGUAUUGUAUGUAUUCAACAGUGCUUUUGAAUGUUUUUCACAAUCUAUUUUACUUUAUUUCACUGGAAAAUGUUUUGUUGCCUAUACCCAAAUCAGUCUUUUUGUCAUCUACAGACUGACAACCUCAAACUGUUCUCUAAAGGACAUUUAUUGUAUAGACAUGAAACACUUGUAUUGCACACUUGUAGACAUGAAAAUCAUAUUUUUUGAUUAAAAGAAACUGGCUGUAAAAAUGCAAUAUGUUCAUUUAUGAGGAAAUAUAGGCCUAGUUGUAAUUUUAUGCAGAGUCCGGAAUUUAGCAUCACAUAUAUUUUUGUCAUCAUUUUCAUAUAUUUUGUAUGAUGUUUAACACAAUGGUUCCCAACCUUUUUAAACUCGCGGCCCACACAACCAAACACAUAUGUUUGCGUGGUCCACU